Messenger RNA from Parnassius apollo (apollo), 1035 nucleotides. Lineage: Eukaryota; Metazoa; Arthropoda; Insecta; Lepidoptera; Papilionidae. The record is from the annotation of a GenBank genome assembly.
AUGGAAUUGGCCUCUGAAGCCGAAAUUGAAGAAAAAUAUUGUAAUACUCAGGAAUAUGGCUACGAAUCAAGCGAGGAGCAAGAAACAAGAAAAGCAGAAGAAGGCAACAUAUCAAUAGGGACGCAAGAAGUAAGAAAACCAGUUGAAGAGUCGCAGGACCUUCCAAUUGCUGCGGAAACGGUUUGUGACAAUAAUAAGAGGAACAAGACACAAGAGAAUUUUUCAAAAUACCUACUAGAUGACUUGAGAAUUUCAGAUUCAUCAGACGAUGGUGAUUUUGGAUCAUCUAGCAGUGAUGAUUAUAUUUGCGUUACUGAUGAAUCUUCGUCAUCCAGUGAUAAUGAAAGAACUUCAGCUAAAAAGAAAAGAACGGCUACGUCGUCGGUGAGAUAUACCUCCAAUAUUACAGUUCCAGAAACACCCCCGUCGCCCAUGAGCACAUCAGAGAAUCCUGUUCCUGGUUGCUUUUUCUGGGAACGCAACGACACUUGUUCAAAAUGUGACCGCAUCAAUAUGAAACUCAAGUAUGCAUCUGUGGAUCAGGCUGCAAAUCUCAAGACGCUCAAGGAGCAUCAAGAGGCGUUUAAGGCUGCUUACGGAGAGAAAAAGGCAGAUAAACAACUGGCUCAAUCGAGCGAAGUUGUAGCUGUCAUAACAUUUGAUUUGCAACAAUGUUUACCCACCCCGAAAACGAAUACAGCCAAUGAAAAGUUUUUGUGGUUGAACGUUAGAUCUGUUCUUUAUAACGAAGAAAGCAUAUCCUGUUUUUCUUACAAAAAAGAGUUCAAAGAUGUUGAGUACAUGACCAUGGACUGUUCGAAACGGGGUAAAACUUAUGAUAAUAUAUUUACGAUUAUUAUGGUACCGAAAGCUUACCACUCUAAACUUCCUAUUUCAACUGAUAAGAAGAAAGAUGUAUUAAAUUUGUUAUGUUUUAUUCAUGAGAGCGCUCAUGAGUUUUACAGAAGUCUGAGCUUCAAAAAUGAUGUCAAAGACAGUCCAGCGCAUAAUGACAAUGAUUCCGAUGGUGAAUAG